GGUGCGCACGCUCGCGCUCUUCCUGCAGGAGCCCUGGAUGGACUCGGGCGCGCCCGGUACGUCGUCGUCACCCUCCUCUCUCCCCUCCCCUCCCCUACAUCCUCUCCUCGAGAAGCACGCCAGCUGAACGCUUUCUCACCCAGACGAGGCCGAGUGGUCGAACUGGGCGCUGCUCCACACGGACCUCACCUUCCUGCGCUUCCCCGGCCUCGUCCUCGGCCAGUACCACCUCUCCGCCCCCGGCGCCGGCACCUUUGCGCUCGAGAACGCGGGCUACUGGGCCUGGGCGAACGCCCUGCUUGCGCCGGGCCACGCGCGCAUGCGCGCCGCGCUCGUGUACGCGGUGCGCGAGCAUGCGGAGCGGCGCGCGACGGCGGCGGCCGGGGAGGCGCGCAAGGCGCUGUUUUCUGGGGGUGGCAGGGAGAGCGCGGUCGUGCUCCGCGAGGGCGCGUACGAGGGCUUCGUGUGGUUCACGCGGCAGUACGCCGUCGACUUUGUCGUCCCGGAGGAGCUCGUCUCGGCGGACUGGUGGCAGACCAAGAAGUUCCUCGUCCGGCGCGAGCGCGGCGGGCCGGUGCACUACCGCACGGAGCCGAUGUACCACGACGACUGGUUCGUGCUCCCGCCCGAGGCGUACACCGACGCGGACCCGGCGCACAUCGCGUCGCCGAUGCUCGCGCACGACUGCCUCUACAACCACUUCCAGACCGAGAAGUACGCCGAGUGGUGGAAGGCGCCGGGCUUGCCCAGCACGCCGCUUGGCGCGAACGAGCUCCUGUACGUCGACAAGGAGCGCGGGGCGUGGGUAUGGGACGAGCGCGGGCGCAUCUUAUUCAAUUCCUCCUCCGAGUCGUCAUCGUGAGAUUGCAUCUGUGGACACUGUUCUAGCUCGGACUCUUGUUAUUUGCUGUCGGGUUUUCUUGAAUCUGUCCAGUUCUGCAUGUUCGGCUUUCAGUUUACUGCGCUCAUAUCGUUAUAUAGACACUAGACUCUCGGCAUUUGCACGUUGUCGAUAUUACCUAUCUAGUUCCUGCAUCCUGAC
Phanerochaete carnosa HHB-10118-sp is the source of this 1042-nucleotide messenger RNA. RefSeq lists its product as uncharacterized. The record is from RefSeq and is a predicted model, not a curated record. The coding region runs from base 320 to 862 and encodes 180 amino acids. The transcript has 3 exons. Lineage: Eukaryota; Fungi; Basidiomycota; Agaricomycetes; Polyporales; Phanerochaetaceae.